AUGCCACCCGGUAUGAGGGCCUUCGGUGGCCAAGGGCCUUUCCCUCAGCACAACUUCCCAAGUCAUGGUCAGCCGCAAGGAGGGCCGCUUGGCGCAAAUCAAUAUCAUGCGCAGAUGGGAUUCUCCGUCACAAAUGGAAAUGCUUUCGGUGCUGGCGGCCUAAAUGGGCCCACGGCAGCGUUCCCGGAAACAGGGUUCGGCAGUCAGAGUGCGCGCAUGGGCUUCGCCCAUGGAUCUGGAGCCGGGUCACUACAACCACAGCAUCAUGCAGCGCAAGCACAUCACGGUCUAGCGGAUCAUCAACCUAUGCCUCUCAGGCAACAUCCUAAUCGAGGAAGGAUACGGGAGGUGUGGGCUCACAAUCUUAAAGAGGAGAUGGCCAAUCUACGGGACCUGGUGGAUAAGUAUCCGUACAUCGCCAUGGACACGGAGUUUCCAGGAAUCGUUGCGAGACCAAUGGGGGCGUUUCGUGGAAAGAGCGACUAUCACUACCAAUGUCUCCGGACGAAUGUCGAUAUGUUGAAAGUCAUCCAGAUCGGACUGACUUUGUUCAACGAAGACGGCGAACCCCCGCCCGCGCGACCUGGGCCCAACGAUUUGGAUGUCGGGGCUGCCCGCAAGCAGAACCAACCUAUGCCCUGCUCCUGGCAGUUCAACUUCAAAUUCAGCCUAAACGACGACAUGUACAACGAAAAAUCGAUUGAGUCCUUGCAGCAAGCCGGCAUUGACUUUGCGCAGCUGGCGAGGGACGGCAUUGACCCCCACGACUUUGCGGCGCUGCUCAUUCCCUCUGGGUUAGUGUGCUUUGACGAUGUCAAGUGGAUAUCCUUCCACGGUGGUUACGAUUUUGGGUAUCUCACCAAACUGCUUAUUUGCACGCCUUUGCCGAACGACGAAGUGGACUUUGACCAUAAGAUGAAACUCUACUUCCCGAGCACAUACGACGUCAAACACCUCAUGAAGCACGCCAUACGCCUCCAUGCCUCUGGUCUGCUGACGCCGCAUGACCCAGCAAUCGCCGAGAUUCUGCAGAAAUUUGAACACAAGUCCGGCCUGGAGAACAUUGCCGAGACAUUCAAGGUGAAACGCGUCGGCAACGCUCACCAGGCUGGCUCCGACUCCCUGCUCACGGGCAAGGUGUUUUUCCAGAUCCGCGACAAGAUCUUCAACGGCGAGAUCGCCAACGAUCACAUUGGCAAGGUCUGGGGUCUCUCGGUCCCUGAGUCCCAUCUCCUCACGGCCUCCAUGAUGAACCAGUCCGGGGCCGGCGACAACAAGGACAACGGACAGAAUGGCGAUCCCAGCACACCGCAGACCCACCCCGUAGGACUUGCUACAACGCCCGCUGCGCAGAGCCAUAACACGAAUGGCCUUCCGAAUAUGGGGCCCAUGACACCGGGUGGGGGUGGCGGCGUGUUUGGCAGCUUCGCAUUCACCGGGGGGAAUAGGUAA
Molecule: messenger RNA, 1452 nt
Organism: Emericellopsis atlantica
Lineage: Eukaryota; Fungi; Ascomycota; Sordariomycetes; Hypocreales; Bionectriaceae
Product: CCR4-NOT transcription complex subunit 7
Exons: 2
Coding region: 1-1452 (483 amino acids)
Cellular component (GO): CCR4-NOT core complex; CCR4-NOT complex; P-body
Molecular function (GO): nucleic acid binding; poly(A)-specific ribonuclease activity
Source: RefSeq, a predicted model, not a curated record